GUCACCCGUGUUGACUUCCGGGUGUGCGUUCGACGCCGAGGCUGAGGCGGCGAGUUAUUUUGUGCUCUUCCGACACUUUUAAAAAUCAAAAUGAACCGUAUUUUUGGAACGGGGAAACCGAAAGGUCCAGCGCCGAACCUGACGGACUGUAUUGGAACCGUUGAUUCCAGGACAGAGUCCGUGGACAAGAAAAUCGACAAACUGGACGCAGAGCUGGUGAAGUACAAAGAUCAGAUGAAGAAGAUGAGAGAUGGGCCGUCUAAGAACAUGGUCAAGCAGAAGGCGAUGAGGGUCCUGAAGCAGAAGAGAAUGUACGAGGGCCAGCGGAACAACCUCAUGCAGCAGUCCUUCAACAUGGAACAAGCCAACUACACCAUCCAAACCCUGAAAGACACCAAAACGACAGUGGAUGCCAUGAAAGGCGGCCUGAAGGACAUGAAGAAAGCCUACAAGACUGUGAAACUUGAUCAAAUUGAGAAUAUUCAAGACCAGCUGGAGGACAUGAUGGAGGACGCCAAUGACAUCCAGGACGCGCUGGGAAGGAGCUACGGCACACCUGACAUCAAUGAGGACGACUUGGAAGCAGAGUUGAGCGCUCUGGGAGACGACUUUCUGAUGGAUGAGGACACCUCCUACUUGGACGACGCCGCCACCGUCCCUUCUAUCCCCGAGAGUUUGCCUGGAGCCAGAUCCAACAGGGACGGAGUCAUGGUGGACGAGUUCGGCCUUCCUCAGAUUUCCGCUUCAUAAAAGCCGAGUCAGGACACAUGUAUCAUAGCUUUUUCUUCCUCUAUUUAUCCAACUGACACUCCUGCUUUGGAAGGACGCCUCUGAAGCCAAAGAUGCAAUCACUAACAAGGACCUCAGGUUUUUCUUAUCAUUCCUCAUGAUUCAUAUACGAGAUCGACCAAGGGUGUCCGAUUUCGGACCGCAGCCCCUUUAUUGGUCCUCGGUCGAUUGAAAAAUAAUUCAUUAUAAUCGUGAUGUAAUUUUUUAAUCCUGUCAAAUGGUGAAAUCUUAAUCAGACUUUUGAAUUAGCAUUAAUCAUGAUUAAUCACAAGUAUUAACAUUUUUUAACACCAACAAAGCAAGCAUGUUUGGUAGAAAACGUUUAAAGUAAGGUUCCACUCUUCCAAAAUGAGCUAGCUUGAUGCUAGUUUGCAUUGGAUUUGCCAUAGACAGGCUAUCUUCCAAAAUGAGCUAGCUUGAUGCUAGUUUGCAUUGGAUUUGCCAUAGACAGGCUACCAUUAGCGAUUUCAACACCUUCAAAUUUAGUAAUGAAGUGAAGUGAAUUAUAUUUAUAUAGCGCUUUUUCCUCAAGUGACUCAAAGCACUUUACAUAAUGAAACACAAUAUCUAAGUUACAUUUAAACCAGUGUGGGUGGCACUGGGAGCAGGUGGGUAAAGUGUCUUGCCCAAGGACACAACAGCAUUGACUAAAAUGGCGGAAGCGAGUUCGAACCUGCAACCCUUGAGUUGCUGGCACGGCCACUCUACCAACCGAGCUACACCGCCCCAAUAAUAAUGGAAAGUAAAACUAAAAGGAAUGUGACAAUUAAACAGCUGAUGUGCAAUAAGUGAAAUACAGUAUAAACACUUCGUAGGGCGCAACAUAACAUUCAACUUCCUGGUAAAAGCUACUUCCUCAUUAGACCACAUGCCAUAGUUAACCAUGAUUUGAUUUAGGUGGACCCCGACUUAAAAAAGUUAAAAAUACUAUUCGGGUGUUACCAUUUAGUGGUCAAUUGUACGGAAUAUGUACUGUACUGUGCAAUCUACUAAUAAAAGCUUCAAUCAAUCAAAUCAGCCUAUACAGCACUGCCAUCUAAUGUCUUGGAAGUGCAACUGCAUUGCAAAUGACUCACAUAAUCCGAAAGAGAGAUAAAACACCUGAACAGCUGUUAGCAUAAUCAGCUGAUUUUUUUUAAUUAAUAAAAAAAAAUCAUCAAACAUUAACACACACACACACAAAUAUUGCAAAUUGGUACCUUUGGAGUACCAGUAUUGCAUCAAGAGGUACCCAUCACACAUUUUGUUAUUAACUUAAUUUAAAAAAGACCCUAAUGUUUGGUCAUAAAUGCAAUUUUAUUGUUGGAAUAGAUGAAUUAAUCUGCAUAUAUGCAUGAUUAAUGCAAUAUUUGUUGUGAAUAAUCUCAUGAGUUAACCCAUUACUUUAUUAGAUAACACUAAUUUCCUUCACCUGUAACACAAAGCUACUAUGGAUGUUUUGCUCUGUUCGCUUAGCAUAUAUUGCUUCAGCAUCUUGACUGUGCAAAAUGUAAACUUGCAUUGAAAAACAUGUGGACACCCCUGAUCUUUAUAUUCCUGUGCAAAUGGGAGGUGACUCACAUCACCUGCAGAAGUCAAUAAAUGUGUAUUUUUCCAAACAA
Molecule: messenger RNA, 2390 nt
Organism: Nerophis ophidion (straightnose pipefish)
Lineage: Eukaryota; Metazoa; Chordata; Actinopteri; Syngnathiformes; Syngnathidae
Gene: chmp5b
Product: charged multivesicular body protein 5b
Exons: 8
Coding region: 91-750 (219 amino acids)
Biological process (GO): vesicle budding from membrane; late endosome to vacuole transport via multivesicular body sorting pathway
Cellular component (GO): multivesicular body
Source: RefSeq, a predicted model, not a curated record